GCCCCCACCUGCGCUAUGGGCUCAGAAGUCUGGGUCGGCACUUGGCGGCCACAUCGGCCCCGCGGCCCCAUCGCGGCGCUCUACAGAGGCCCGGGGCCAAAAUACAAGCUGCCCACGAACACCGGUUACAAACUGCACGACCCGUCUCGGCCGCGAGCCCCCGCCUUCUCCUUCGGCUCGCGUCUACCCUUGCGGCAUGCAACCUGCGGACCGGGGCCGAGUUACCUAGUGCCUGCCCGCAUGACCGUGCGCGGCAGCGUUGGCUCCCCGGCCUUCUCCAUCUACGGUCGCCUAAGCCACACCGCGCCCGUCCUCACUCCUGGACCGGACAGGUACUCCCCAGAACGCGCGGGAAAUGUGACGUACCCCAGCGCUCCUCGGCAUACCAUUGCUCCCCGAAACUGGGGCAUCCUCUCAAAGCAACAAACCCCAGGUCCUGGGUCCUACACCGUGCCUUCGCUCUUGGGCCCACGAGUCAUAAACAAAGUCUCAGCCCCAACUUACUCCAUCUACGGCCGCAGCACUGUGGGCAGCUGCUUCGAGGACCUCAGCAAGACCCCAGGCCCUUGUGCCUACCACGUUGUGAACCCUGGGGUCUACAAGACUCGAGCCCCGCAGUUCACGAUGUUGGGGCGGACUCCGCCACCUCAAGAGACCACCAAGAAGCCAGGACCAGCAUCCUACAGCGUGGACAAGCACCGGAAGCCUCGCGGCUGGACCUUCGGGAUCAGGCACUCCGACUACCUGGCCCCCAUGAUACGGUACCACGUGGACGACUGACGCCAG
This is a messenger RNA of Grammomys surdaster, 786 nucleotides long. RefSeq names its product outer dense fiber of sperm tails 3B (gene Cimap1b). Gene Ontology annotation, cellular component: cytoskeleton. The coding region runs from base 16 to 780 and encodes 254 amino acids. The record is from RefSeq and is a predicted model, not a curated record. Lineage: Eukaryota; Metazoa; Chordata; Mammalia; Rodentia; Muridae. The transcript is spliced from 6 exons.